GCUGAAGAGCGUGCCCGGAAGGAGGCUGAAGAGCGUGCCCGGAAGGAGGCUGAAGAGCGUGCCCGGCAGGAGGCUGAAGAGCGUGCCCGGAAGGAGGCUGCAGAGCGUACCCGACGGGAGGCUGUGCAGCGACAGCGUGAGGUUGCGGAGCGUGCCCGGCAGGAGGCUGAAGAGCGUGCCCGGAAGGAGGCUGCAGAGCGUGCCCGGAAGGAGGCUGAAGAGCGUGCCCGGCAGGAGGCUGUGCAGCGACAGCGUGAGGCUGAAGAGCGUGCUCGAAAGGAGGCUGCAGAGCGUACCCGGAAGGA
Messenger RNA from Trypanosoma grayi, 305 nucleotides. RefSeq names its product Rab family GTPase. The annotation marks the transcript as partial. The transcript has a single exon. Lineage: Eukaryota; Euglenozoa; Kinetoplastea; Trypanosomatida; Trypanosomatidae. The record is from RefSeq and is a predicted model, not a curated record.